AUGCGUUGUUUGUUGGUUAGUGAGAUCCCAUGUGAGUGUCUCACAGGAUCGCACGAGCGGCCUGUGCCUUUCUGUCAACAAUUUAGAGACAUUCAUUGUUUUGACGUAUUAAAUUGGCGCUAUUGUCAGCGAGUUGAAGGCUCUGACCUCAAAUGUAAGUUUGUGUCUGAAAGCGUGCGCUUGGAUGUGACAGAUGGUGAACCGGAGUUUGCAAAGAGCAGGUGGACUGUGCACUCUUGCUCGUCGUUUCUUGGCUAUGUUUGCCGACACGGAGGAAAGGAACUUCGUACGAAGUUUUCAUUACAUGUAGCUCUAGAGAAUUACGAUUUAGUUAUCGUCUUCGACGUGACGGUAGGCAUCACGAAUGACACUUUGACACAACUGUUAGAGAAGGCAGAGGAGUAUGACUGCAAGAGUGGAUGGUCAGUGAUCUCUGCGUCUGGCUACAGGUUGUUUCCGCACUUUGCAUUGGAUGAUCCAUCGCAAUUCUGGUCUGAUGGCACAUUUGUGCGGUACUUUGGACCAUCUUGCAGUGCUCGAGCAGUUCACAUCUUUGGAAGUGCAUGCUGUGUAAUACCUGGAAGUCUCCUUGACAAGCAACUCACAAUUCCACCUCCAAAUGGAGUAGCUGCUGCUGUAAUUCCUGAGUACUGGCUUUCCUUUAGAUGGCAACAGCAGUUUGGUGCAGCUGUGUGGAAGGUGAAAGUAGACCUUAGUGUAGAGACUGUUAAAGACUUAUAUGUUGGUUCGUCUGUUCCUGAUAUUAAGAAAGCCCUUGAAGAAAUGUACCAGGACCAUUCAUCUAACAAUUGGCCAGUUGAUCUUCAUUUGCCUUUGCCUUCUCUUCCAACACAUGCAUCUAGAAAUUUAAGAAAUGAAGAAACAUCUGUUUGGGAUGUUGGGUUUGGUGGGGUAAACAUGAUUUCUAAUCCAGUGAAGUUUGACUUUGAAGCUGCUGCAUGUUAUGGUGUUCGAGUGAUUCGAAUAGGAGCCAUAGUGACAGCUUAUGGAAGGGACCUUGACUAUCUUAUUUGUGACUAUGACUGUGUUCCUAAAGAAGAUUUGCUGUUUGUGAAUGAUUCGAAGCAAGUUCAUCAGAAUAUAAAGCAGCUACAACAGACUUUAGAUCGAGCCGAAAGAGCUGGUCUCAAAGUGAUAAUCACAUUAACACAGCUACCAGGUAGAGAGUUUGACGAUUCCAAUGAUCACCGCUUCUUGAGAAAUCCAUUGUACUUCAGGAGAGUAGUAUGCCUGUGGGGACUGCUCGUUAAUAGUCUGAGAGAUUAUAAGCAUAUCCUAGCAGGUUAUGAUGUCAUCAAUGAACCGUUUACUCCAGAAGAUGCCCGUGCAGAUGAGCCAAGACCAGUGAACAGUCCAGAAAUUGAGCUGCUGAAUGCUUUUUACAGUGAUGUGGUGAAAGAAAUUAGGGAAUAUGAUAAAGAGACAAUGAUUAUAUUAGAGAGCACUUACUGGUCAUCACCAGAAGCUUUUCCAUUUAUUCAACCUGUUGACGAUCUUCAUAUUGUCUACUCAUUUCAUCUCUAUCAUCCUCAGGUGUUGACACAUCGAAGUAAGAAUACAGGUCGUUUCAAGUAUCCCGGUGAAGUUCCUUGUUGGCCUGGUCCUUGGGGUGGUGACAAGACAUUCUGGAAUAAAGACAUGCUCUCUAGCUACCUUCAGCCUGUGACUGAUUUUCAGCAUAAAUUUGGGAUAAAUUCGAAGAGAAUACUGGUUGGAGAGUUUGGCAUCAGCAGAGAAAUUACUGGAGCAAAGCAAUACUUGUCUGAUCUGAUGGCUAUAUUUAAAGAGCGGGGAUGGAGUUGGUGUCUUUAUUCAUUUCGUGAACCAGAGUGGGACAGCAUGGACUAUGAAUUAGGUUCAGAUAUUGCGAAUAUGUUACAUAGACAUUCAUCAGAUCUUUUCUUAACAGUCGCAGAGCAUUUUCACUGAGUCUUAAAUAAAUAAUAUGGUUUGCAAUUACGUUUGUU
Messenger RNA from Corticium candelabrum, 1988 nucleotides. RefSeq lists its product as uncharacterized. Gene Ontology annotation, molecular function: beta-glucosidase activity. The record is from RefSeq and is a predicted model, not a curated record. Gene Ontology annotation, cellular component: cell surface; extracellular region. Gene Ontology annotation, biological process: glucan catabolic process. Lineage: Eukaryota; Metazoa; Porifera; Homoscleromorpha; Homosclerophorida; Plakinidae. The transcript has a single exon. Bases 1 to 1950 code for a protein of 649 amino acids.